AUGCUGAGAGGCUACCGCGAUUGGACUGCAGACGAUCAUAGACUUUGGGACAGGUUGCAAAAUUUGCAGGAAAAGUAUCUGAAAGAACGUCGGGGAUAUUGGUGGGAUUCCGCGCAAGAGAAAGACUUCGCCGACGAGGUACAUUCUGGUUCGGAUUCCGAAGAGGUUGACUAUGAAGAGACGUCAAGCGAUGCUUCGGAGGAAGAUUUGAAACUGCCCGAUGCCGAAGACGAAGUCACGUUGUCCGAGGAUACGCAAGCGAUAUUGUAG
This is a messenger RNA of Colletotrichum higginsianum IMI 349063, 270 nucleotides long. RefSeq lists its product as uncharacterized. Lineage: Eukaryota; Fungi; Ascomycota; Sordariomycetes; Glomerellales; Glomerellaceae. The transcript has a single exon. The record is from RefSeq and is a predicted model, not a curated record. Bases 1 to 270 code for a protein of 89 amino acids.